This is a messenger RNA of Bombyx mandarina (wild silkworm), 3591 nucleotides long. It is a transcript of the gene MESK2, whose product is annotated as misexpression suppressor of KSR 2. The record is from RefSeq and is a predicted model, not a curated record. Lineage: Eukaryota; Metazoa; Arthropoda; Insecta; Lepidoptera; Bombycidae.
ACAUGCUUAUGAAAUUAAAAUGCUCUAAAUAGUUAAAUUAAACAUAAAUUAUUUUCAAGAGCAACACCUGGAGUACUUUAAAUGGUAUACUUUGAGAUGGAAACUGUUUCAGGCAGUUUGUCGCGAAGUGAGCCUAGUUUCGGUUUUGCACGAGCUUCUCAAGUGCGAGGCCGGCUGAUUACUUUGAUGUCGGCCGCAGAAGCAGGUGCACUGGUGCUCACAGUAUCUUCAGUGAAUUAAAACAUUCGUCUAACUCUUUAAAAAAAUAUUUGCUCCGACGGGCGCCCUUCAGCAAAAGGCUAUAACUCAACCAGACAAAGAAAAAUCCAUGAAAAUGCCAUCGAACAAUGCCGAAGAAACUGCUCUGCUUGGUAUGGACGACAUCGAACUUCGCAACAUCCAACUGCAGUUCCCGAGUGCUCGCCGGUUUAGUGGAGAAGCCGCUUGUACUGAGGUGCGGGUGCGCACUGACCGCGGCGACAUCCUCGUCGCUGUGCAAGGAGACCGUAACAAGCCCGCCAUCAUAACCUAUCAUGACCUCGGCCUCAACUACUCGUCAUUUCAACCGUUCUUCGGAUACGUCGAUAUGAGGGCUCUGCUCGAAAACUUUUGCGUGUACCAUGUCAACGCUCCAGGCCAAGAGGAAGGCGCCCCGAGCUUGCCGGAAGACUAUAUGUAUCCAUCGAUGGACGAGUUGGCGAAUCAACUGAACUACGUCAUGGGCCACUUCGGCAUCAAGACCUUUAUAGGAUUCGGCGUGGGCGCUGGAGCGAACGUGCUUGCUAGAUUCGCUCUUAUCCACCCUAAGAAGGUAGAUGCGCUGACAUUGAUCAACUGCACAUCGAACCAGGCCGGAUGGAUCGAGUGGGCUUACCAGAAGAUGAACACUCGGUCCCUUCGUUCCCGUGGCAUGACCCAGGGCGUGCUGGACUACCUUUUGUGGCAUCAUUUCGGACGUUUCCCCGAAGACCGCAACCACGAUCUGACCCAGAUGUACAAGAACUAUUUCACACGUAACGUGAACCCCAGCAACCUGUCGAUGUUCAUUGAGGCGUACGUGCGGCGCUCCGACCUGGGUAUAUGCCGUAACGCCGACACCAUCAAGGUGCCGGUGUUGAACAUCACGGGUGCUCUGUCACCUCACGUAGACGACACGGUGACCUUCAACGGACGUCUCAACCCGAACAAUUCGACUUGGAUGAAGAUCUCCGACUGCGCAAUGGUGCUUGAAGAGCAGCCAAGCAAGAUUUCGGAGGCAUUCCGCCUCUUCUUACAGGGCGAGGGCUAUGUGGCGCCUCUCUCGCCGACUAAGAUCGUUGCAUUCCGUCGGCUGUCGGACGCAGAGCGGCGUCGUCCGUGCCGCCACUCCUCUGUGAUUCGCAUCACCGAGAACCCUAUCUCGGAGGCGGUCGUCUGUUAGGAAUCCUCGCAGGGACUUGGGCUCGCGGGGGGCUCGCGCAUCUUACACCCUCACUUCUACUUGCUAAGGCUUCGCUUUCAUAUGGGCUAUACCUGGAUUGAGAAUUCCAGUAAAUGUACUUACGAAGAACGUUCGUUAGGCAAACGUUUAAAACUGAAGUAUUGUUGGUAAAUUUGAAAUGAAGACACAAAUAAAUGGCAUCUGGAAUUCUCCAUUUAAUUAUAGCAGUUUAGUUUAAUUACAAGUCCAUUGUUUUAAGAUCUGUUCUAUCAAUAAUUGUUUUAUGAGAUUAUUUUCAGUAUUAUUAUUUCGUAUUGGAAUAUUUUAAUAUGUAUGGUGAUUUUUGUUUUUGAUAUUAUAAUACUGUCAUGUUUCUUUACGAAUGUUCAGAAUUAACGUUUCCUCAUUGAUAAUUAGAUAAAAAGCAGACCCAGUGUGAAUGUCGUAAAGAAGUAAAGAAUAUUAACGAUUGACUUAAAACGUUUUUUCAUAGCAAUUUGAAUGUUAAGAAAUCCGCGUUAAAACAUCGCGAAUCGAAGCCCCCAUAGUUGAGACGAUUGCGAAUACACAUCAAGUAUCAGUUUGAAGAUUUAUGUACAUAUCUUCAAGAGAUGUGUUAAUGUAAUAAGUGCAGUAUUAUUCAGAACCUCAUACAUCAACCCUCUAAAAUCAUCGGAUUCAAAAUUAUUACGUCACAGAAGUAAUUAACGAACUGUUUUCUGUGAAAGCUACUGGUCGUUUACCCGUGAUGUCGUGACUGCAGAAACAAGACUCUAAUAGCUUUAAGCUAUGUCUAAAUUGCACUAUUAUAUUAACGAAUGAGAGGGGAUAGUGCAUGUUUUACACGAUUGCGUUUAUAGAAAAAUAAUUCACUGUAUACGUAGUUCACGAAAAGAGCAAACCGUUGUGUAAAACAUGCCUUUUAGGGUUGUGGUUACGUAUUAGGUAUGAGAAUCGCGAGCCAGUUGAGUUGUGGCAAGCUAAAUUUCUUACAGAGGUAAAUAUGACUUAAAAUAGUAUUCUCUUAAGUACAAUUCAGAUUGUAUGUGGUAAAAGCCGUGAUGAAAUCCGUGUGCUUAGUGCGAGUUUUUUAACGUUCUCGAUAGCGUAAAAGUUAACUAAAAUUUGUUAGAACAGCGCCCCUAGCGGCAAACGUAAGCAAACGUUCCAACUCCAUGCAAAUUCGAGUUAACUUUUACGCUAUCGAUAACGUUAAAAAAAUCGCACUAAGCACACUGAUGUAGCUACUAAUUUACCCAUCUGUAAGGAAAUUAACAUUAGGGAUAAGUGAUACAUGAGCUGCGCGGUCUGUACGCGUCCACAGAGUACUUAUGCACGAUUCAAAUUAUUUAAUAAAUACGUACAUUGUUUUUAUACAAGAACAAUGUGCAGAAUAUUCAAGUGCAGUAGUGGCAUGCGUACAGACUAAAUGAAGUUGCUGGGUGCUACGCUGUGACCAAGAAUGGAUUUUCAAAAUCUUUUUAAGGUAUUCACUUUAUUUUAGACUGUAUGUAUGUUUAUUGAAAGAUAACGAUGAUUUAUCGUUUCUUUUAUUAUUUCAGUUACAUUAAAAAAUUUUAAAAACUAAACUAAGUUACGUUGCGUACGAACGAUCUGAUAUUUUUAAUACAUGUUAAUUCAUUUUUACAUAUUAUAUACAAUUUGUUUUUUUUUUACUUAUUCGAAUUCAGUUGAAUCUAGUUUGUGAAUUGUACAUUUUUAUUUCGUAAGUAAACUUGCCGUUUGUUAUUUUGACAUGUUAUUAUUAUUAUUGAUCAUGUAGACUAUUUGCUGUUAUUGUGGCGAGUAUGUUCGUCGCCCGUGUACUAUUAGAGUGUGCCCAUGUUAGCGAGAUUGAUACGGCAUCGAUUUCCGGUCGAUGAACCAACAUUAAUUACGUGUCUGCUUUUCUUUGUAUCGUCGUAUAUAUCCAAGUGUGUUGUAAGAGUGAUUGACUUCACUUUAGUGUAAUACGAUUUGAUGUAUGUAGAUUUAACAACCAUCACACAUACGAAUGAUGUAGUAGUUUUAUGUUUAUCUCGGUAUGUGUGACGGGCAAGGAUAAUGCUUAGUAGAAUUAGAAGUUUUUAGAAGAUCUACUCGAAAUCCGUUUGUGACCUGAUUGCGUUUCAAAAUCUGAUCUGAUAAUCAAAUAAAAUUAUGAUUUAAUC